This is a messenger RNA of Bicyclus anynana (squinting bush brown), 6456 nucleotides long. RefSeq names its product WD repeat-containing protein 7 (gene Rbcn-3B). Lineage: Eukaryota; Metazoa; Arthropoda; Insecta; Lepidoptera; Nymphalidae. The transcript is spliced from 36 exons. Bases 182 to 4633 code for a protein of 1483 amino acids. Gene Ontology annotation, cellular component: cytoplasm. The record is from RefSeq and is a predicted model, not a curated record. Gene Ontology annotation, molecular function: protein binding.
CGUGUUCUGUUGUGACUUGUGUCAGUAACUCAUUGAUUAUUUUGUCGUAUUGCGCGAAAAUAACAAUUAAAGUACACGAAAAUUUAUCCAUUACAACGUAGCGAACCCCUUGCAUGGGUUCGCAACAUCUAGCGGCCAACACCAGUGUCGUAUUCAACAGUUUCAUUGCAAUUCAGUAACCAUGCCGGGCACUAACCUGAUAGUGCCUGUAGUGCUGUGGGGCAAACACGCGCCCACCCACUGCAUAUCCUCUGUCUACCUGUCCAGAGACCAGAAGACACUGGUUACAGGUUGCUACGACGGUCAGAUAUGCAUCUGGCAAGUAGAUCCAGAGACUUUGAAGAUGACCCCUAGAUGCCUUCUUGUUGGACACACAGCUCCUGUCACUUGUCUAUCAAGGGCCUCUAUUAUACAAGAUAAUAACUUUAUAGUGAGCUCAUCUGAGGCAGGAGAAAUGUGCACAUGGGACUUGGUUGAUGGGAAGUGCAGGGAAAGUGUGAAGCUUACACAAGUGCAUACUAAUAUACAGGCAUACCACAUGUGUAACAGUGACGAUCUACGCCUCUUCUGCAAUGGUUACUACGCAGAAAUAUUGAUCAUGGACCCCUUCUCAUUGGAGAUACUAUUCAGCCUAAGUUCUAAGAUGAAUCCAGACUGGAUAUCAGCAUUGCACGUGUUAAGGCCAUCUUCAAGGAAAGAUGAUGUUGUUUUAGCAAUAUCGAUAACAGGCACAGUGAAGGUGUGGUCCCUGCUCGGCCACGAGAAUAAGCAAUCGGAACCGAUAUACGAGAACGAGUCGAAACAGAUACGAUGCCUGAACGCCCUGUCGCUCAACUGUUGCGCUUACAACCAGCGCACGGUUCUCAUCGUGUGCGCUAAGUACUGUCAGAUAUAUGACGCAGGUGAUUUCUCGGUGCUAUGCUCGAUACAAGCGCCAUCUGGUGAACGUUGGAUGACCGGAGACUUUCUCGCGCCAGACAAAAUCCUUGUAUGGUCCACGGAGGGGAAGGGGUACCUUUAUAAACUACCCGCAAACAAACUACGUGGACGGGCUAUCAGUAGCUCAGUGCCAGACCACAAAGGGUUUCAUGGUCCGUCCGUUGAUCACGACAGUCCAGCACUGUUUAGUAUACUCGCCCAUCCUGACAAUAAGUUGCUGUCAUGUCCCCCAGCGAUGCGCUUCGUGCUGACGUCAGUGGGGGGCAAACAGAGAAGGUUGCUACUAAGGGGGGAUUCCCAUGGUGUCGUGUCUUUGUGGAACGUCGACGACGCAGCCGUACCUCAGCCUGGGCAGACUGCUUCUCAUGCCCCGAUCAUGCUAACGAGCCUGGAGAUGGCGUGGGCGGAAAUGAACCCUAGUCCCGUGGGCAUAUUGGACCAGUUUAGCCAUCCUGAUGAGUCGGAAGUGAAGUUGACGGCAUCUAUAUACCUGCUAGCUGCAAAUAGACUGGUGGUGGGGCGCGAGGACGGCUCCAUCGUCAUAGUGAACGCCACGCACACCGUUCAGCUGCAGUUGCUGCAUGGAAACCAUCAGCAGAUGGACGAUUUGCCGUUACACCAACUUCUGCUCGGCCACAACGGCAGAGUCAACUGUCUGCUGUACCCUCACCACGUCCAUCACAGAUACGACAAAGCGCAUCUGGUGUCUGGCGGUAUCGAUUUCGCGGUGUGCCUGUGGGACUUGUUCAGCGGCGCAUUGCUGCAUCGCUUCUGUGUGCACGCCGGCGAGAUCACGCAGCUGAUAGUGCCGCCGCUCAACUGUAGCCCCCGAAUCCAGAAAUGCGUUUGCUCCGUCGCAUCCGACCACAGCGUUACCUUAUUGAGUCUCGCCGAAAGGAAGUGUGUGACUCUCGCGUCCCGCCACUUGUUCCCCGUGGUGACCAUCAAAUGGCGGCCACUGGACGACUUCAUAGUGGUGGGCUGUAGCGAUGGCACUGUCUACGUGUGGCAGAUGGAGACUGGCCAUCUCGAUAGAGUUUUACACGGUAUGAUAGCGGAGGAGGUUUUGGCGGCAUGCGAUGAGACUUUGGAAAACGAAUUGGGUGGCGCCAUGACUGCUGGCACUGACCUGCAGGGACUGGCCAAUCCAGCUGUGCACUUCUUCCGAGGUCUGCGUCACCGCAACCUGAACGCAAUGCGUGCGGCAACACAGCGCGGAUUAGCAGCGCUGCAGGCGACGGAUCGCAGCGGCAACGCCGGCCCGCUCGCCGAGCCUGCGAGGGCGAGACGCGCCCCGCUCACCAUCCAGGGCUUCCGGUCCAACCCCGCCGACCCAGAGAGCCAUAUCCUGUUCUUCGACAUCGAAGGCCUGAUCGUGGAACUGUUGAGCGAGGAGUAUUCAGCCAUGAGCCCAGCGAGCCUUGAGGCUGCCGGUCUGAUCACGAGCGAGUAUAUGAAGGUGGCAGCACUGACGCAGUCGGCGAGCCCGGACGCUGCUAAACGGAUAUCCGAUUUCUUCGGUCGUGUGAAAGACAAGGCCGGAGAUAUGGAAAGGCUUUUGAAAGAAAAGGACAAACACGGUAUCCUGGCCAAGAUGAAGGAAGGUGCGGAGACGAUGCAGACCAAGCUACAGGCGAAGGCGGACCAGAUAAAGGCGCAUUUGGAUGCCAAAGAUGAGACCCCAUCAAAACGCCAUCGUCCACGGGACAUGUCGCUGGCCGAGCCCCCGCCCACCAUGGAGAUAGCUCAGAUCCUCAUAUCGUUGCUGCACGCGUGGGGCCUCGACCCCGACCUGGACAGAGUCUGCGAGUCCAAGCUCGGUCUCCUACGACCUAUGGUACCAGUGUGCUUCGGCGUGGUCUCUCGUCACGGCCACAUGGCGGUGCAGCUGCCUACCAGGCUCGGUGGCUGGGCUGAGGCGUGCGCGGCGGCGCCCGAUGACCCCCUGCUUAUGACCUCCGACCUGCCUGCUGAACUGCUUAGACAGGAAAAGUUGACCAGACUGUUCACGUCCAAGUUGCACUGGGAGCUCAGCACCACGCUCACCACCAACCACCUGCUGUCCAUCGUGGCGCUCGCCAACACGCUCAUGUCCAUGAGCAACGCGAGCUUCGUGCCCGAGCAGGAGGUCGCUAGGAGACUGCACAGACCAACAACACGCACUUCCUCGUGGGCCGGUGACGAGGAGCGCGAGGAGCAGCUGGCGGCGCAGCAGGCGCACAUCAAGCAGGGCUGGUCACUGCUGGCCACUUUACACUGCGUCCUGUUGCCGGACAAAGUGGUCGCCGCAGGUGCCAAAAGCUUCAAGCGGCCCCAGGUGGAAAUGCUGGCGCGUAAGUGGCAACACCACUGCCUGGAAGUGAGAGACGCCUCGCAGGCGCUGCUACUGGCUGAACUGGGCAGACUGGGUCCCAAAGGCCGCAAGUCUCUGGUAGACAACUGGGCGCAGUACCUGCCACUGUACACCCACACGGAGAGCAUUAACCCUAACGCUGCGAAAAAGGAACCCGUCGAGAAGGACGCCAGAGAUCAAGAAGAGGAGUUCGAGGAAGAGGAGGAGGACCAGAUCCGCAAGCCGUCGUCGAAGGCCGAGCUGAAGCGCAAACAGACCACCGCCGUCGUGCUGCUCGGCGUCAUCGGCGCCGAGUUCGGACAGGACAUCGCUAGCGAAGGCGCAGCGGGCAAUAAACGUCGUAAAGAUGGCGACAGCAGAAAAAGCUCCAUUGUAGAAGGAUUCACACUGAGUGCGUCGAACAACUUGGCGCGACUGACGGCGCUGGCGCUGACGCACCUGCUGCUGGCAGCUGGCUCCCCCCGCCUGCCCGCGCACACCCCGCUGCGCCGCGCCGCCGUCGACCUGCUGGGACGGGGCUUCGCCGUCUGGGAGCCCUACCUGGACGUCAGCCAGGUGUUGCUGGGGCUGCUGGAGAUGUGCUCGGACGCGGACAAGCUGGUGCCGUCGAUGACGUACGGGCUGCCGCUGACGCCGCAGGCCGACUCGUGCCGCACGGCGCGACACGCACUCACGCUCAUCGCUACGGCGAGGCCAGCAGCGUUCAUAACGACGAUGGCGCGCGAGGUGGCGCGCUGCGCGGCGGCGCCGGCGGGCGCUCCGCCGCUGCCCGCAGCCCUGGCGCUGCAGCGCGGGCGGGCCGAGGUGCUGCGCGGCAUCGAGCUGCUCAUCGAGAGGAUGCACGCCGAGGUGGCCGAGCUGCUGGUCGAGGUGAUGGACAUAAUCCUGCACUGCGUGGACCAGUCGCACCUGAAGAGCAAGGGCCUGAACGAGGUGUUCCCCGCCAUCUGCCGCUACAACCAGGUGUCGCACUGCCCCGCCACCAGGCGCAUCGCAGUGGGCAGCCACACGGGGCAGCUGGCCAUCUACGAGCUGCGCGCCGGGCGCUGCCAGUCGCUGGCGGCGCACAGCGGGCCGGUCACCGCGUGCGCCUUCAGCCCCGACGGCCGCUACCUCGUGUCGUACGCCACCGCCGACAACCGCCUGUCCUUCUGGCAGAGCACCGCCGGUAUGUUCGGUUUGGGCGCGGCGCAGACCCGCUGCGUGAAGUGCUACAGCACGGCGCCCAUGGCGGACGUGGCGCGCCUCAACCCCGCCCGCCUCGCGCGCCUCGUGUGGACCAAUUCGCGCUCCGUCACGCUCAUGCUGGCUGACGGCUCCGAGACACGGUUCAACGUGUAAACGUGUGACGACUCCGAGACACGGUUCAACGUGUAAACGUGUGGCGGAUCCGAGAUAGGGUUGCCAACAUCUUUUGAAGAAAAUCAUCAUUAUCAUCAUAUCAGCCGAUGGACUACCACUGCAGGAUAUAGGCCUUUUGUAGAGACUUCCAAACAUCACGAUCCCGAGCCACCUGGAUGCAGAGAAUCCCUGCGACUCGCUUCAUGACAUGACUUUAGUCCACCUGGUGGAGGGUCGACCAGGCUGGCUGCGCUUUGUAGGCCACAACGUCCAUCGGCUAUUUAGACUAUGUGUUGAAAAAAAUAUAUAACAUUCUUUUGGAAGUAAAACUUCUUCACGAGCGUUUGACUUGAGGAAUUUGUACGAAAAUUGUAAUCGGGCGAUGGGUGCUGUCAUCUACAAGCAUAGUGAAACAGUGUUUGUUAUUUUAAACUACCAAUAGAUGGCGUUCUCAGAGAACUUUGAUACAAUCCCUUUUUGUACAAGAACCUGUUGCUAUGUAAUUAUGUCGGAGGCUCAUAGAUGGCGCUUCGUUAUUUUUGAAAGAAGUUUUACUUUUUAGUAGGCACACCCGAAAUAUAUUACUACGUAUAUAUUGUAUAGCACCAGCGGUUGGCAACCCUAGUCUGAGAUGUUGUUCAACAUGUGAAACUGUUAUAAAUAUGUAAUAUUUAAAAUGAUUGUAAAUUAUUUAUCUAACUAACGUAAACGAAACUAACAUAAACGUAACGUAAAGGAUAACUAACUUGACAGAAUUAUGUUUGUAUUGUUAGAUACAACUUGCUAAAAACCUUAUUUAUCACCUAACCUAAUCUAACCCUGUAGUAAAAUCUAAGAUAAAUGAAACUAACCUAACUAGCCUAGCCUUCUAUGUACCUACUAAUUUGCGCUCCGGCACACUCCUGCUGGCUGACGGGUCCGAGACACGGUUCAACGAGUGAACGUGUGACUGGUCUGAGACACGGUUCAACUUGCAGACAUAUGUGACGAGUCCGAGACCCGGUUAAACUUGUAGACACGUGUGACAGGUCCGAGACUCAGUUCAACUUGUAGACAUGUGUGACGGGUCCGAGACACGGUUCAACUUGUAGGCAUGUGUCACGGAUCCCAGACACGGUUCAACUUGUAGACAUAUGCGCCAGGUCCUAGACGCGGUUCAACUUGUAGACAUGUAGUAUAUUAAUUUGUUGCAACUUAUUUAUCUACUUAACCUAAUGUAAAACUAACACAAACCCAGCAUAAAGAAAACUAAACUAACAGAAUCCAUACUGUUUAUAUUAUAUUGUCAUAACUGAUAUAAAUCAAUGUAACCUACUUACUUACUUUUUUGUUACUCGUUUGUUUUUCUUGUAAAAUACUCCAAUCGAAGGUUAACAUUCCAGGCACUUCAUCGGACAUCCUUCACACUAUAAAAAAUAAAAAUAGAUAGAAGGUAUUUAAAAAGUGCUAAUAAUAUAGCCACCCUUAGCCGGAACAGUUUUGAAUCUAAAACCGCCCCUGUAUAUUAUGUACAUGAUUCUUUAAACUAUAUUAUGUGAUGUUUUACUAGUAUUGUAUUAUAGCUUAAUUUUAAAUUAUUAAUUAACUCAACUAAUAGCAUACAAACUUUAUGACGUUUCGGAACAUCGUGCUUUUUGCUGCGCAUUAUAAGAUUUUAGGUAUCAACGGUAACGUAGAGGAUACGGUGACACCGCAGAUAAUUUCCGAGACGUGAUAAAUUUUGCAUCCAACUAUACCUACAUUAAGUAUUAUGUAAAUUAUUUGUUUAUUGUAAUCAGAUAUUUAUGAAUGUUGUUAUAGAUAAUAAAUGUUUCUUUGUAAAA